CUCAUUUAGCUGACCAAUUUUGCAGCCCUACAUUUCAUUUGCAUUUCAUUUGCUACUCAUUGCAGCUUCAUUUCUUCAACAUUUGCAGCUUAGUUUGCUGCACAUUUUUGCUGUCAUCUGACAGCUUCAUUUCCAUCAUAUCUGCAGCUAAAUUGCUGCCAUAUUUGCUGUCAAUUUUUUGCCUCCUUGCUGCCAUGAAAUGGCAGCUUCAUCUCAUCAUUUUUCAGGUAAAAGGUCAUCUGACUGGAAGUUCAAACUAAUCCUAGGAGUGGCAGUACCUGCAGCUGUAGCUGUAGCAAUAUCUUUUGUAGUCCUUCUCUUCAAGUUUAAAGGAGAAUUAUCAUUAGGUUCGAAGACUCUUAACUUUGGCCAAAUUAGGAAAACGAAAAUGAACGACGAACAGGUUGAGGCACUCAUUCUUGAGUUUGGUAACUCUCUUGCUCCCAAGAGAUUUUCAUAUUCAGACAUCAAGAAAAUCACCAAUUCAUUCUCAGAAAAAUUGGGUCAAGGAGGAUACGGCAGUGUAUACAAAGGGACAUUACUUGAUGGCCGUGUUGUGGCAGUAAAAGUACUUAAGAAAUCCGAAGGGGAUGGACAGGAAUUUAUCAAUGAAGUUGCUAGCAUUAGCAGAACAUCGCAUGUCAAUAUAGUCACUCUAUUGGGGUUUUGUUACCAGAGGUCAAAAAGAGCUUUGAUUUAUGAAUUCAUGCCUAAUGGAUCACUGGAUAAGUUCAUUUAUAAUCAAGGAUCUUCAGAGGAAAAUAAUCGGCUUGAUAUUAAGACUUUGUAUGAAAUUGCUGUAGGCAUUGCUCAAGGACUGGAAUACUUACAUAAAGGUUGUAACACAAGGAUUUUGCACUUUGACAUUAAACCCCACAAUAUCCUUUUGGACAAGAACUUUUGUCCAAAGAUCUCUGAUUUUGGUCUUUCUAAAUUAUGUGAAACAAGAGAAAGUAUUGUUUCAAUGAUGGGGACCAGAGGAACUUUAGGAUAUAUUGCUCCAGAGGUGGAUGACAAAGCGUGUCAGAAGUGCCUAGAUUCCAAGGGAAAGUGUGGCAUUGGCUUUGACAAUCAAACGGUUUGCUACUGUCUGGGAUCAAGUACUUCACUUGCAGAAUGCCCUCCCCUGCCUGCUAACAUGCCUGCUACCAUUUCCCCUCCAGCAGCAGCCAAUAAGCCAGGUAAUAGGUCAUCCAACUCGAAGUUUAAACUAAUCCUAGGAGUGGCAGUACCUGCAGCUGUAGCUGUAGCUGUAGCAAUCUCUUUUGUAGUGCUUCUCUUCAAGUUUAAAGAAGAAUUAUCAUCAGGUUUGAAGACUCUUUACUUUGGCCAAAUUAGGAAAACAAAAAUGGACCAUGAACGGGUUGAGGCAUUCAUUCUUAAGUUUGGUAACUCUCUUGCUCCCAAGAGAUUUUCAUAUUCAGACAUCAAGAAAAUCACCAAUUCAUUCUCAGAAAAUUUGGGUCAAGGAGGAUACGGCAGUGUAUACAAAGGGACAUUACUUGAUGGCCGUGUUGUGGCAGUAAAAGUACUUAAGAAAUCCAAAGGGGAUGGACAGGAAUUCAUCAAUGAAGUUGCUAGCAUUAGCAGAACAUCACAUGUCAAUAUAGUCACUCUAUUGGGGUUUUGUUACCAGAGGUCAAAAAGAGCUUUGAUUUAUGAAUUCAUGCCUAAUGGAUCACUGGAUAAGUUCAUUUAUAAUCAAGGAUCUUCAGAGGAAAAUUAUCGGCUUGAUAUUAAGAAUUUGUAUGAAAUUGCUGUAGGCAUUGCUCAAGGACUGGAAUACUUACAUAAAGCUCGUGCUGCACAUCUUUCAGCUCAUGCUCGACCUCUGCACCUCGUGUUCAAGUUUUGCACUUCGUGUUCAAGUCUCGCAUUUGACCUCGGUAGCUCAUGUUUGAGCUUUGCACUUCGUGCUCGACCUCUGAAGCUCAUGGCUGACCUCGACUGUAAGUGUUUGAACUCUGCAACUCGUGCUAAAGUUCUACACUUCGUGCUCGACCUCUGCAGUUUGGCACUUCAUGCUCAACCUUUGCAGCUUUGAGAAUUUUCAAAUCUCAAAUUGCGGCGAAUCUCUGAGGAGAUUUGCUCAAGGCGUUUGGUAUUCUUCUGCCAACAGUUCGUGGUUGAGCUCGGCACUUCAUGCUCAACCUCUAUAGCUUUUAGAUUUUUCAAAUCUCAAAUUGUGGCGAAUCUCUGAGGAGAUUUGCUCAGGGCGUUUGGUAUUCUUCUGCCAACAACAGAUAUCCUUUUGUCUCCCCGCAAUAAAUGCUGGCUCAGCAU
Molecule: messenger RNA, 2283 nt
Organism: Rubroshorea leprosula
Lineage: Eukaryota; Viridiplantae; Streptophyta; Magnoliopsida; Malvales; Dipterocarpaceae
Source: the annotation of a GenBank genome assembly